AUGGCAUGGCGAACAACAUUGGCACGGAGCAACAACUGUGGCAUAACAAACAACACGGACACGGGGAAACAACUAGAAAUGGCGAACAAUAUGAACACGAAGCAACAACUAGACAUGGCGAACAACAUGAACACGAAGCAACAACUAGACAUGGCGAACAACAUCGACAAGGAGCAACAGCUAGGCUUCGCACUCCGGAAAAGAAAGGUUGGAGAAAGAAAUCUGGAGGGGAAAAUAGCGGGAAAAGAGAGGGCAGAGGACAGCGAGGGGAUCGAAAUGGGAGAGGGAAGAGGGGGAGAAGAGAGGGGGAAGAAGAGGGGAAGAGAGAGGGGGAGAAGAGAGGGGAAGAAGAGGGGGAGAGAGAGGGGGAAGAGAGAGGGGGAGAAGAGAGGGGAAGAAGAGGGAAGAGAGAGGGGGAGAAGAAGGGGAAGAGGGGGGGUAAGAGAGAGGGGGAAGAGAGAGGGGAAGAAGAGGGGAGAGGGGGGUAGAAGGGGAAGAGAGGGAGAAGAGUGGGGGAGAAAAAGGGGAGAAGAGGGGGUAGAAGAAGUUGAGGGUAGAAAAGAGAGGGGAGUUGGGGGUAGAAGAGGAAGGGAGAGGGUAGUGAGGGGUAGAAGUGGAGGAAGAGAGAGGGGAGUUGAGGGGUAG
Messenger RNA from Mya arenaria, 645 nucleotides. RefSeq names its product octapeptide-repeat protein T2-like. Lineage: Eukaryota; Metazoa; Mollusca; Bivalvia; Myida; Myidae. The transcript has 3 exons. Bases 1 to 645 code for a protein of 214 amino acids. The record is from RefSeq and is a predicted model, not a curated record.